Molecule: messenger RNA, 483 nt
Organism: Saccostrea echinata
Lineage: Eukaryota; Metazoa; Mollusca; Bivalvia; Ostreida; Ostreidae
Exons: 4
Coding region: 106-483 (125 amino acids)
Source: RefSeq, a predicted model, not a curated record
UUGGUUCAAAGGAAGACACUCCCAGCAGUAAGGCCAACUGCUUAUUCCUUAUUUUGUAAGGAAUACUCCAAGGAUCAUCCUGGCUUUAAUCCUUCAAUAUGGAAAAUGGAGUGGGAGGCAGCUGGAGAGAAGGAGAAAGAGAGGUACGCAAAGAUGGUGAGGGAGAUGUCAGAAGAGGGGGGAAGUGGAUCAACAAAUGAUGAUCCCACUACUCAGAAGAAGACCAUUAGAACCCUUCUGAAGCAACUGGAAUGGACUAGUAGGCGAUUGGAAAAUAUGGGCUUGCCCAAUUUCGCUUUGGUGGCUGAAAAUAAUACUGUCCACAGCGUUGGAACAGGGAGGGGUCGAGAAUUCCUUGAUCGUGAGGAUAUUGAACCAAAUUUCAGCCGAUUUUGUAAUCAAGAUUAUUCUACUCCAGAGAAAUCAAAAGUCAAUGAGCUGCGAAAGACAGUUCAAGUACACAUGAACAAAUUAUACAGUUAG